GUUGCCCAGGUUCCUGGAUUUGAACAGUGAAUGAGGUUGUGUCAUGUGCGUGUGGGACUGCCUCCCCAGCCCUGUCUUAACAACUCUGAAUAACUCCAGAGGUAGGCGGGCUCAGUCAAGGCAGCUUUGUUUCUUUUUUCUUAACUGUAAGCCUUUGACAUUUACUGAGAAAAGCCCGUGCAUUAGACCCCGACUUAGUGGCUGCUCCCGGCAAGGCCCACCUUACACCACACAAGCCCAGGCGCUGAGACAACCAUACUUGGUUCUGAAUUGGCGAGAUGCCUGGAAUGCUGUCAACCUAGUCACUGAUUUACCUAUUUUCAAAGAAAAGGAAAUUCCGUCCUCACCAUCUCGAAUGUGCGCCGUUGCUUUGAUCUUGAAUGCUCACUCGACCAACUGAGAUCCCUUCCGGGAAUGCUUGAGUCUCAGCUAAGCAGCAGUGCCAGGUGCUCCAAGGGUUGGGCUGAGGGGGGCAUUAAGGAGGAACAUUAACACAUGCUUAAGCAACGCUGUCUGUGAGAACUCGCCCACUGUGCCCGGCCACGAAAGGCGCAGCCAUCCCGACACUUGCUGCUGGACAAGAUGAACCAGGCCUCACCACAGCCAGAUCGAAGGUGGUAUGAGAACCACGAGAAGAUCCUGGAGAACCGCGCUCUACGCAGCAACCACUUCCUGGGCAAGAAUACCAUCUAUGGCGUGGAGCGAUGCAUGAGCCUGAUGCAGGCCGGCACCCAGAUGGUGAAGCUGAGAGGGAGCUCCAAAGGCCUGGUCCGCUUCUACUUCCUGGACGAACAUAAAACCUGCGUCAGGUGGCGGCCGUCCAGGAAAAACGAGAAAGCCAAAAUUUCAAUAGAUGCCAUUCGAGAGGUGUGUGAAGGGAAGCAGUCGGAGAUUUUUCAGCGCUACCCGGAUGGAACCUUCGACCCCAACUGUUGCUUCAGUAUUUAUCAUGGUGACCACAUGGAGUCCCUGGACCUGAUUUCGUCAAACGGCAGCGAGGCUCGGACAUGGAUCACGGGCCUCAAGUACCUAAUGGCAGGAAUCAGCGAUGAAGACAGCCUGUCGAAGCGACAGAGGACACGCGACCAGUGGCUGAAGCAGACCUUUGCCGAGGCGGAUAAGAAUGGGGACGGCAGCCUGAGUGUGGGCGAGGUGCUGCAGCUGAUGCACAAACUCAAUGUCAAUCUGCCACGCCAGAAGGUCAAGCAGAUGUUCAAGGAGGCGGACACGGACGACAACAAAGGGACACUGGACUUUGAGGAGUUCUGCUCGUUCUACAAGAUGAUGUCCACGAGGCGAGACCUCUACCUCCUGAUGCUGAUGUACAGCAACCACAAGGACCAGAUGGACACCGACGACCUGAAGAGGUUUCUGGAGGUGGAGCAGAAGAUGAGCUGCGUGAUGAAGGAACGCUGCCUGGAGAUCAUUGACAAAUUUGAGCCGUGCCUGGAGAACCAGAAGCGUGGUGUGCUUGGGAUCGAUGGUUUCACCAACUACAUGCGGAGCCCAGCCGGGGAUAUCUUCAACCCCGAACAUUACAAUGUGAUCCAGGACAUGACACAGCCCCUCUGCAACUAUUACAUUGCCUCGUCCCACAACACCUAUCUGAUGGGGGACCAGCUGAUGUCGCAGUCACGGGUGGACAUGUACGCAUGGGUGCUCCAGGCUGGCUGCCGCUGUGUGGAAGUUGACUGCUGGGAUGGACCAGAUGGUGAACCCAUUGUUCACCACGGCUACACGCUCACCUCCAAAAUCCUCUUCCGAGAUGCGAUUGAAACCAUCAAUAAAUAUGCUUUUGCAAAGUCAGAAUAUCCAAUCAUCCUGUCGGUGGAGAACCACUGCAGCGUGCCGCAGCAGAAGAAGAUGGCUCAGUACCUGUGCGAGAUCUUCGGGGACAAACUUGACGUAUCCUCCGUGCAUGUGGACAAUGUGACCCAGCUGCCUUCCCCUGAGAGCUUGAAAGGAAAGAUUCUCGUGAAGGGCAAGAAACUAUCUGCAAACAUCAGUGAAGAUGCGGAGGAGGGCGAGGUGUCGGACGAGGAUAGUGCGGAUGAAAUCGAAGACGAUUGCAAGCUGAUGAACGGAGAUGCCACGGCCAACCGGAAACAGGUGGAGAGCGUGGCGAAAAAGAAGCUCGACUCGCUGCUGAAGGAAUCGAAAAUCCGAGACCGGGAAGAUCCCGACAGCUUCACAGUCAACGCCAUCCCUCAGACGGGCAAAGUGUGUCAGAAGUCAGACACAAAGAAGCAGCAGAAGCGGAGCUCCAGCGCUGUGCCCACGGUCGAGAAGUCAACGAGUAAAACCGACGACGGCACAGACUCUGGAGAAGAUCCAGUGACCAACAAGAGGCACAGUCGCUCCUUCAUCGGCAGCUUCUCCAAGCGCAAGAAGAAAGCUGUGAAGAUCAAGAAGUCAUCGAGCUUGGAGGAUGAUGAAGAUGAUCAUGAGCAUCAAACCACUGCCGGCCGGAGUGUGGUCCACUCAGCAAGGUGCGGUCGACAGAAGAAGACCAUGAAGCUGUCCCGGGCUCUCUCUGACCUGGUUAAGUACACAAAGUCUGUCGGCAUGUCCGAUAUCGACUCUGAAGUCGUGUGCAGUUGGCAGGUCUCUUCGUUCAGUGAGGCAAAGACCCACCAGCUCCUGCAGCAGAAGCCCCAGCAGUUCCUGCGGGUGAACCAGCAGCAACUCUCCCGCAUCUACCCCUCCUCCUACAGGGUGGACUCCAGCAACUUCAACCCCCAACCCUUCUGGAACGCAGGCUGCCAGCUCGUUGCAUUGAACUACCAGUCUGAAGGAAGAGUGCUGCAACUUAACCGAGCCAAGUUUAACUCCAAUGGGAGCUGUGGCUAUGUUCUCAAACCCAAGUGCAUGACUCGUGCAGGUAACUUUAACUCAUCCGCGGACGACCUGCUGUCGGGACUGACGAAGAAACAACUGGUUCUGAGGAUCAUCAGCGGCCAACAGCUGCCGAAACCCAAAGAUUCCAUGCUGGGCGACAGGGGAGAGAUAAUCGACCCGUUUGUGGAGGUGGAGGUCAUCGGUCUGGCUGUCGACUGCACCAAGGAGCAGACCAGAGUGGUGGAUGACAAUGGGUUUAACCCGAUGUGGGAGGAGACCCUCGUGUUCACCAUGCACAUGCCCGAGAUCGCCCUGGUCCGCUUCUUGGUGUGGGACCACGAUCCCAUCGGUCGAGACUUUAUCGGUCAACGAACUCUGGCCUUCACCAGCAUGAUGCCUGGUUAUCGGCACGUGUACCUGGAGGGGAUGGAGGAGGCCUCCAUCUUUGUUCAUGUGGCCGUCAAUGACAUCAGUGGUAAGAUCAAGCAAGUCAUGGGAUUAAAGGGGCUUUUCCACAGAAAUCCAAAGCAGGCUUCGCUGGACAGUCAUGUUGCUGUAAUGCUCACCCGCAAACACUCUUUUAGUAGUCACAUCCUGCGCCGGACAGCGAGCGCUCCCACCAAAGGGCAGCAGAAGGGCAAGAAGGGCUUCCCGCACAUUGUUCUAGACACCAAGGAUUGCAGCUCGGAGGGAGCAAGUGAGUCUGACGACACCUCGCAGCCCCGCUUCGAGCAGGAGGCAGAAGGCGUGGAGGCAGCUCCAGAAGGUGGUGACAGGGCCGGCCCCCAUAGGGAGGUGCCGACGGAGGCCGUCAAAGGCGUCCAGCCAUUCUCACAUCCACUUCCAAGCGUUCCCAUGCACAGUCUUGCAACCAUCACUGAAGAAUCUAUGCAUUCCGAGGAUAAACCUUGCACUGACUCCCCGUCGACCCCCUCAUCUACUGCGAGCAGCUCAAGAGAAGAAACCGCCGACUCAGCACAACAUCCACUUCCAGGAAGCCCAGGAUCCCAGAAGGUCCAGGCCGCUGACAACGGAGCGAUAACGGCCCCGAGUGAGGAGCGGACGGGAGACGGAGCCGUUGUCACCAGCGUGGAUGCCUCCAAGCCAGUGGCCGCUCCGGCUCUCACUCACGCUGCUCCUACAUCAAGUCUGCCCCAGGACUCUGAGGACGGCGCCGCCAAUCUCUCCUCCAACACGCCCAGCCCUUCCCCAAAUGCGAGAGACGCCGCUGAUGGCCCGAAGGAGGAGAGGGCCGGACAGGCCAGUGUUGGCCCGGGCCAAGCUGGGGCUUUGCCCACUGCCCAGCCUCCGCUACUGGAAGCACUUUGUGAAAAGCCGGACAACACAGAGGCGGCUAAACCCACAACGGGACCUCCUGGUCCAGUGGCCGGAGUAACACAAGGCGGUGAUCACAGCAGCGUUGCCGGCUGCCUCAUCCAGAGAGAUAUCGCUGCCCAGGACGUGGUACGAAGUGUGAGCUGUGACGGGCGCCUCAUUCUAGGUUCACAACCGUUGUUGCUGCUCCGCGCAUCCCCGGUGCCGGCGGUGUCCUCGGAUGUGACCAUCAACGACAGGAUCUGGUGCAAGCUGGAAGGCGAGAGCCACCGGGACAGCAUGUCCUCGUCCUCCAGCAUGUCCUCCAACGACACGGUCAUUGACCUGUCCCUGCCCAACCUGGCGCGGAACAGCCUGUCCGACCUGAGCGCCGGCCAGGGCGACCCCGGGGACAAUCGCACACGGACCCGGCCACGAUCGGCCACCACCGGACACGAGAUGUUGGCUAAGGUCAACACGAGCAAGUCCAACCCAAACCUGAGACGCGACGGCGACCAGCAACCCGUGGAUGAGUUGCAGCCCAAGCCCUUGUCCAAGUCCUCGCCGCCUCCUGUCCACACCAACCCCAGGAGACACAGCUGGAGCAGGCUGUACAUUGAGAGCCUCCAGCGGGCAUCUUCACCCGUGCAGCCCAGGGCCAGGACUCAGUGCACAAAGGCGGCGCUGAACAGCGACAAGUCCAAGAGCCUGGGCGACCUGACCUCCGAGGACAUCGUGGCCAGCUUCGACAGCAAGUACAAGAGCAUCAGCCGCACCUUCAUCUCCAGACCCAUGAGGGAGCAGCGCCGGGCCGCCGCCGCCGGCAGGAGGGUGCCCGCUCACGACAACCUGACCGAGCAGCUGAAGAGGAUCACCAGCUUCGAGCGGGAGAACGACAUCAGCUCUCCCACGGCUGAGGGGCAGCGGGAGGGGGAGGAUGGGGAGAGCAGUCCCGUGGUCCUGCGCCGCUGCUCGUCCAGGAGUCAGAGCCGAGUGCGAUACGUCGCCAACCGGGCGAGGCAGGCGGAGGCGCGGCGGCGGCUGAGUGAGCAGGGACAUGCCGGGGGGGGCAACCAGCUGGGGGAAAGGGGCAACCCAGAGGGGGCAUGUUCCGUCCCCAAAAGCAUCUGCACCGACUCAACCCCAAUGGACAAAGUCCCAGCCGCCAAUGGCAACGACGCCGAGGUCUUCUUCAUGUUGAAACUAUAACGCUCAUCUUCAAACGAGCAAACCCCACCGGCGUUAAACCCACUCACUGCCUUGUCGGUAGAUUUAAAACGAGUUGUUUCACUCCAAAAGGCCAGGACCAGAGCGAUGGGUCCAAGUUUUCAAAGCUGGAAUUCGUGCUCUCGUUUUGUUGCACUUUUUUUUAACGUGCCAAACAUUGCACAAAUCAAAACCGUUUGCAACUGGAAAUUGGAACUUUUAUCUUCAACAACUCUUGGUAGUGUUCACCAAAAGCUGCACAUAGACAUGGGAGCACAGAGAGAGGAGGAAG
This is a messenger RNA of Amblyraja radiata (thorny skate), 5650 nucleotides long. It is a transcript of the gene plch2a, whose product is annotated as phospholipase C, eta 2a. Gene Ontology annotation, molecular function: calcium ion binding; phosphatidylinositol-4,5-bisphosphate phospholipase C activity. The record is from RefSeq and is a predicted model, not a curated record. Lineage: Eukaryota; Metazoa; Chordata; Chondrichthyes; Rajiformes; Rajidae. Gene Ontology annotation, biological process: phosphatidylinositol metabolic process; release of sequestered calcium ion into cytosol; phosphatidylinositol-mediated signaling. The transcript has 24 exons. Bases 583 to 5361 code for a protein of 1592 amino acids.